Belonocnema kinseyi is the source of this 2148-nucleotide messenger RNA. It is a transcript of the gene EloB, whose product is annotated as elongin-B. Bases 157 to 510 code for a protein of 117 amino acids. Gene Ontology annotation, molecular function: protein binding. The transcript is spliced from 3 exons. Lineage: Eukaryota; Metazoa; Arthropoda; Insecta; Hymenoptera; Cynipidae. Gene Ontology annotation, cellular component: elongin complex; VCB complex. Gene Ontology annotation, biological process: transcription elongation by RNA polymerase II. The record is from RefSeq and is a predicted model, not a curated record.
UUGUCGCCUUCCGCUGACUCGCUGGGCGCAGUGGGGCGCAAGAAGCCGAAGACAAAUCCGAGGGCAUUUAAAUAAACACAACAGUGCGGGGCACGCUGUUGUUAGACUUAUUUACUAGUUCAAUUUAUCAAAGUUAGGCACAAUUACACACCUAAAAUGGAUGUGUUUCUCAUGAUUCGACGAAAGAAGAUGACGAUAUUCACUGAUGCGAAGGAUAAUACGACUGUUCUUGAGCUUAAAAAAAUUAUAGAAGGUAUAUUAAAAAUACCACCUCUAAACCAACAACUAUUUAACAAAGAUAACGUAAUGAUGUCCGAUGGUAAGUUUCUCUCUGACUAUGGAUUAACAUCAGCAACCGCGAAGGCUCAAAGUCCUGCCCUAGUGGGACUCGCAAUUCGCCAGGAAAAUGGAGUCUUUGAAAACCUCGAGAUGACUCCCUUUUCUCUGCCACCCGAUCUUCCCGAUGUCAUGAAAUCCCAGGAAACCAACGGACAGGAACAAUCGCCUUGAGUAACCUCAAAUCGUGUGAAAUGGACUGUGAAGUAUAUCAUGCGAUACUUCACAAAAAAAAAUUACAACAAACAAACAUCGCCAUUCAAACGGAUUUCAGGGAGUCCACUCAAGCAUGAUGUGAAUACUAGAUGUACACAAGUUUAUGCCUGUAAAGUUCAGCUCUUGAGGGAAAAACCGAGUAGUGAAUGAAAAUCGCAAAUAAUUUUUCUUGACAUACUUGGGUACAUUUUGAAUCAAUCUAGAGUCACCUACCAAUUACUUGGAACAUUUCCCUCUCAUCCGACACAUUUUUUUGUUAUAUUUUUGAUCUUUCAGAAUAAACUACUUGAAUCUAGCUUGUUUAUAUUUUGGUUCCAGUAUAGAAAGUUUCCUUUACGGACAAAUGAGCUUUCGAAAAUUUCUGAAUUUGUCAAUAUUGGUCCAUAUUAUGGAAGCAUAGUGCUCAAAAGUUUUGCUGGGUUUUUGUAACAUUGACUGUCUAGUUGCAAUGUAUGUACUCCUUGAAAAUAACGGAAUAUUAAUACUGUGAUUUACACAUUCGCAGCUUCUGUAAAUUGGAAAUUCUAUUUUAUUUUUUAAGUCUUUUGAAAAGUAACUUUAACAAAACUUUGUUUCUGUUAGAGUUGUAAAUAUAUUUGGGAUAUUUAAUUAUUUUGAUUUGAUUUAUAUUGGUUUACUGCAUGCUCAUGAAUCAUUAAAGAAGCAAUCGUGAUUAAACGACUAAACAGGGUGUCGCGUUUUUUAUCAUCGCUGAUGUCAAUGUGAUACCUCGAAGAUUAAUAGAAAUGCAAUUUUUUCUUUGUACUUGCUGAUUUGCUGUCGAUUUUAAAGCCUGCUGGGUAUUUAAAAUACACUGGCUGCUUUCCACUUUUUUAACGGCGCAAAUUCUAGAAUAUAUGUUUUUUUUUUGCGAUAAUAUCUAGUUUCUACUGAAUCCAAACAAUAAACAAGGUAAAGAGAUACGUAAAUUUCCUUUUUGAGAUUCAAGAUUUGCUUAGAAAUAAAUGAAAAAGAGAGGUGAUUAAAAAAAAGUUUUGUAAGUCUCUGCAUCGAUUUUAUUCACUUUUUGAUUCUGGAAUUGAAAUAAAACCUGAAGAAAUGUAAAUUUAGUGAAGUCCGAACCAUCAAUAUAGAUUAUAAUAAUCAAUUACAAUAUAGUGUUUUUAUCGAAGAGAUUUCACUAAUUUAUUAAAGAAUGCCAUUGUAUGAAUCAUCGUUUUUAUCGACAGAGCUUAUUCUGUAAUUUUCAUCCCGAGAGAAUGUCGAUAGUGAAAUUAGCAAAAAGUACUGUACCUACGACUGAUCUAAGUUAUAAAAAAUUGCUUUUUUUCACAAGAAAAUUCACGCGUUCGAACCAAUUAGGCUCGCUGCUGCACUGAAGAAAAAAGUAACUAACGAAUUUCAGCAAAAUAAUGAGGAUUAGAACACUUGAUUUAUUCUUCCAGUUUCAUCCCUCGGUUGAAGAUUUUAUUUCGAAAUUAUUCGCAAAUUUAACCGAUUUUUUGUUUUAUAAUUGGAGAAACAGGAGGUGCCUUUAAGCGAAUUUCUCUGUAAAUUAUUAUUAAUAAACUUCGUAAGCAGUAAUUUAAAAAAAAACUACAUCUUAAGUUGUACAAUAUAAUUUCUGAUCUUCUA